Messenger RNA from Harpia harpyja (harpy eagle), 1567 nucleotides. RefSeq names its product tRNA methyltransferase 10B (gene TRMT10B). Gene Ontology annotation, molecular function: tRNA binding. Gene Ontology annotation, cellular component: nucleus; nucleoplasm. The coding region runs from base 45 to 950 and encodes 301 amino acids. The record is from RefSeq and is a predicted model, not a curated record. Gene Ontology annotation, biological process: tRNA N1-guanine methylation. The transcript is spliced from 8 exons. NCBI's taxonomy places the organism in Eukaryota, Metazoa, Chordata, Aves, Accipitriformes, Accipitridae.
UCCGCCCCCGCACCGCUCCGCCCUGGAAGGGAUAAGCGGCGGUGAUGGCGGGCGGCGGGGCCGCUGAGGGCGGUUGUCUGUCGGCGGAGGCGGCGGUAGCCUGCGAGGCCCUGCGGCUGCUGCGGAUCGAACCCUCGGCCGUCGGCCCCGGUGCGGAGCGGGAGGGCGGCGCGGCGCAGUGCUCGAGGAACGUGCUGCGGAAGCGGAGGCGCUGGGAGCGGGUGUUGGCGGCGAAGAGGUGGAAGCGGCGGCAGGAACGGGAGAAGAGCAGGGCCCGGCGGGCCGAGGGACCGGGGGCUGCCAGCCGGGAUGGCGGGAGGGCCUCGGCCGCCCUCACGAAGGAACGUCUGCUGGAGGCCAAGGCGUCAGGGCCCCGGCUGUGCGUGGACCUCGGCAUGGCCGACUGCAUGACGCAGAAGGAAACAAGCCGCCUCGCCUCCCAGAUCAGGAGACUCUACGGGGCAAACAGACGGGCCGAGAAGCCGUUUUGGCUCUGUCUGACGGAGUUUGUGGUGGGCUCGUUGAUCUACGAAGAGUGUUUUCGCAUGAACGAUGGUUUCUCCAAUUAUUUGAUGGAUACAACUGAAGAAAGUUACCUGGACCUGUUUCCUUUAGAUGCAAUUGUUUAUCUCACUCCUGACUCUGACAAUGUCCUUGAAGAUAUUGACCCAAAUAAAGUGUAUGUCCUCGGAGGCCUGGUGGAUGAAAGUAUUCACAAGAAGCUGACUCUGCAAAGGGCACAAGAGCAGUCCUUGCAAACAGCCCGCCUCCCCAUUCGUGAGUACAUGGUGAAAACCGUUAACACCAAGAACUACCACUCGGAGACACUGGCAAUUAAUCAAGUCUUUGAUGUCUUAUCAACUUACUAUGAAACCCGAAGUUGGCCAGCAGCCUUGAAAGCUGGAGUUUCUUCUGGAAAAGGCUAUGCGCUACCAGAUGCAGUGAAAUAAGUGGAAAUACCUCAGCAUGACAAUGCACAAGAAAACUCUUUAUUUUGUGAUGUUAUGGAGCCGUGCAGACAGAGGCAAACUCCAAAUUUCAAGCAGAGGCACCAGCAUGUGCGUGGAGAAAACAGCUCUGCAUAAAUCUUGUUUAAGGACCUUGUUGAGCGUGACACAUUCUACCUCAGCUGUACAAUGCUGGAAAUGGCUUUUCCCCUUGGAACAGAAAACAAAAGCUGAUGGAGUCCUGGGAUCAAGUAAAAAAUGGACAGGAAUUCAGUUUUGUUUCUCUGUGGGUGCUUGCUAGAGUGUUCCUGACUCUUGCAUCUACACUUGUUCUGGAACAGGGAGGAGAGCUUUAAGGUAUUUCUUUCAUCUUGAUUAAACAACAAUUAAGGUGAAGUUAGAAUUGCAAAGCUCACUGGCGAGGAAAAUUCCUUCCCACGGAAAAGGACAGUGCUGUUCCAGUUGGGGAACACAAGAUGGGAAGUGAUUCCCCAAUGGAGAAACAGUUCCCAGGUGUACCACGUCCUAACAACUUUAAACCAGUUGGAAGACUUGUUGUGUUGUUGAAGCCUAUAGCUAAUCCUGUGCAUCUAAUCUAAAAUAAAAUGUUUACUCUUAAA